Penicillium oxalicum is the source of this 342-nucleotide messenger RNA. RefSeq lists its product as uncharacterized. The transcript is spliced from 2 exons. The coding region runs from base 1 to 342 and encodes 113 amino acids. The record is from RefSeq and is a predicted model, not a curated record. Lineage: Eukaryota; Fungi; Ascomycota; Eurotiomycetes; Eurotiales; Aspergillaceae.
AUGGCCUCCAGUGGACCUGGUAAACCUGUUGACACCCACAUGCAAACGAACAACCCCAUUGAAUGCGUCAUCAAUUGGCGAGACGAUGUACGUGUGUAUUUGGUUUCUGAACUCCAUACUUCAACCAAGAUCGGAAUCUUUGGCCAGACAAAGGCCAUGCGCAAGCUUUCCCCGCUCUCGUCUCUGACACGAUGGGCUACGCUUGUUCUCGCCUGCUCUCAAGUUGGUGAAGCUUUAUGUGGGGUCAUUCUGGAAUUCGCCGAGCGAUCGUCGCCCCUCGUUGCAUCCCUUCCCGGUUCUUUCGAGACGGGUCCAUACGCUCGCUCGCUCCCACUAGGCUGA